AUGAUUUCUACACCGUCAUCAUCCCAUGCUUCACUACGAUCAGCUGGUUCUGACAGGAAAUCAACAGGAGUAGAUCUGAAAGAGGCUCCACAUAAAACCAGUCGAUCAUGGUCUGUGUGGGGAGGUGAUAAAGCUGAAGUAAACUUAAAAAGACCGAAGACGAGCGAGGAAUCUGCAUCACAUAGCAAAAGCUCAGGUCUCGAAACAUCUAGUGUUUGUAAUAUCGAGCCGAGCCACAAGUCAGCUAUGACUCAGGCCUCCGUCAAAUCAUAUGAAAAAAAUGGGAAAGUAAUAUCGUCAGCUUCAGGCAACAUGGUACCGCAAGAGGCAGAUCAAAUGGGACCGUCUGAACAUCAAAACAUUCGAAAAGAAGAUCCGACAACCGAAGGAGAAGAUAAAUCCAAUAAAAGAACAUGGUUUUUCUGGAAUAGAGUCUCAAACAAUCAAAAAAACGGCACUACAAGUGAAGUUGAACAAAUAGCUACUUCUUCCAAAAACGACAGCCAAAUGACGAAUACGUUUAUCCCGUACUCUGAGACGGAUGCAAUACUUAUCAAAGGUAAGUCAGCUACUGAAAUAACAGAGCAAGAGAAUAUCCAGGUUAAUGAGAAUCCCCAUCCUAACAUUGUUGUGCCAAGUUUUGACGUGCUACCUCAUCAGACAACCUGGACGAGUAUAUCGAGUUGCAUUAAUAAAUGGGCGAAUAGCUGGAGUAUUAUUUCGGAGAAGAGGUUGAAGCAGAAAUGUUUAUAUCGAAGAGACCCACAAGAGAGUUUAUUGAAACUAUCAAAUGACAAUUCCCAUCCCAUCAAAGUACUAAUUGUGGGCGUUCAUGGAUUCUUCCCUACAAAAAUGAUUAGACCAUUUAUCGGAGAGCCAACCGGAACAUCAAUUAAGUUCAUUUCAGAGGCCGAGAAGGUACUAACAGAGUAUUUCAAUAAAAACGAAACAAAAGUUCAAAUCAGUAAAAUUGCAUUAGAACGUGAAGGCGAGGUAAUGGAUCGUGUUGAUUUCUUUUUUGAGGUUAUGAAAUCCUGGGCAAAGGAAAUCAAUCAGGCUGAUUUCGUUUAUUUUGUUGCUCAUUCGCAAGGCUGUCCGGUGACGAUCCUGUUAUUAGCAAGAUUAAUAGAUUGUGGAAUUGUAAACUUGGAUACAGCUAUGUUUUCCAAUGAAGAACUUGUUCCACAAUGUAAGAACAAAAAGAUUAUUUCUAUUUUAGCUAUGGCAGGUAUUAAUAAUGGCCCCUUUUACGGUGCAGAUCAAACUCUAUUUGUGAGAGCAUAUCAAACAAUUGAAAAAGAAUCUCUUCGAGAGCUAUUCCAAUUUCAAAAAUUUGACUCAAUAUUGUCACGACAACUUAUUAGAAGCAUACGAAUAAUAAUAAGGAGUGGCGUGAAAAUCUCGUUUAUAGGUUCCAUUAAUGAUCAGCUGGUUCCCCUGUACUCCUCAAUGUGUUUGUUUGCUCAUCAUCCAAAUAUAUUUAGGGCUACAUUCAUAGAUAUCGAGUCCCGUACUCCAAAGUUUAUUAAGCGACUUGUAAACAUAGCUGGAACAUUAAUAAACUUGGGAUACGAUGAUCAUGGCAUCAUCAAAGAAAUUAGUGGAGCGUUAGCUGGAACACUAACCGGAGGUGGUCAUUCAACGGUGUACAACGAAGCUCAGGUGUAUGAAAUUGGGCUAAAAUUUGCUCUAGAAACAACAGACUGCAUUGCUGACACCCCUGUUGAAUUCAAACCGUUCAAACUGGAUCAACUUGGCGCAAAUCCAUUUCAUCUACCCUGGUGCAUGAGGGGCCUCCUCUACGAAACAGGCAGACGCUUCGAUGAUGAUGAAACACAUCAACUUUUCUCAGAAUUUGAGGAAUGGGAACCAGAAACAAAACAACUAAAGGACGUGAAAUAUAGAUUAAACGGGUUGAAAUCAAAGCUAUGA
Messenger RNA from Zygotorulaspora mrakii, 1932 nucleotides. RefSeq lists its product as uncharacterized. The coding region runs from base 1 to 1932 and encodes 643 amino acids. Lineage: Eukaryota; Fungi; Ascomycota; Saccharomycetes; Saccharomycetales; Saccharomycetaceae. The record is from RefSeq and is a predicted model, not a curated record. The transcript has a single exon.